Pneumocystis murina B123 is the source of this 987-nucleotide messenger RNA. RefSeq lists its product as hypothetical. The transcript is spliced from 10 exons. Gene Ontology annotation, molecular function: GTPase activity; GTP binding. The record is from RefSeq and is a predicted model, not a curated record. Lineage: Eukaryota; Fungi; Ascomycota; Pneumocystomycetes; Pneumocystales; Pneumocystaceae. Gene Ontology annotation, biological process: cellular response to amino acid stimulus; positive regulation of TOR signaling; regulation of autophagy. Gene Ontology annotation, cellular component: Gtr1-Gtr2 GTPase complex; fungal-type vacuole membrane; nucleus. Bases 1 to 987 code for a protein of 328 amino acids.
AUGGCUUUAAAUCACGAUCUCUGUAUGAUUCCUAUGUAUAGUUAUCGUCCACGUCUAUUAUUAAUGGGACUGAGAAGAAGUGGAAAAUCAAGUACAAAAAGAGUGGUAUUUCACAAGAUGCCUCCAAAUGAGACGCUUUUUCUUGAAUCAACAAAUCGAAUUAAUAAAGAUGAUAUAAAUUCAUUUAUUGAUUUUCAAGUCUGGGAUUUUCCAGGACAAAUUGAUUUUUUUGAUUCUACAUUUGAUCUUGAUGCUAUAUUUGGAGAAGUAGGGGCUUUAAUAUUUGUUGAUGAAUAUUUGGAAGCACUUUCUAAAUUACAUAUUACAAUAACAAAAGCAUUAGCAGUUAAUCCAAAUAUAAAUAUAGAAGUAUUUAUUCACAAAGUAGAUGUUCUUUCAGAUGAUUAUAAAAUUGAUACACAAAGAGAUAUACAACAAAGAGUUCUUGACGAACUUUUAGAUUCAGGAUUUGAUAAUGUCUCUAUAUCUUUUCAUUUAACAUCGAUAUUUGAUUAUUCUAUUUUCGAGGCAUUUUCCAGAGUGAUUCAAAAGCUUAUUCCUCAAUUACCAACAUUAGAAAAUCUUCUUAAUAUAUUUUGUUCAAAUUCUGUUAUUGAAAAAGCAUAUUUAUUUGACAUCUCAUCUAAAAUAUAUAUUGCUACUGAUAGUUCUCCUGUAGACGUACAAAGUUAUGAAAUUUGCUCUGAUUAUAUUGAUGUAAUUUUAGACGUUUUUGAAAUUUAUGGUUAUGAACGGAAAUAUAAUUCAAAUAACGAAAAUACUACAGAUGAAAGAGAAAUAUCAUCUGUAAUUCGUUUAAGUAACGGAAUGGCACUAUAUUUUCAUGAAAUCAACAGAUAUCUUGCUCUUGUUUGUCUCCUGCGCACAGAAAAUUUAGAAAAACAGAGCUUACUUGAAUAUAAUGUACAAUGUUUUAGUAAGGCUAUUGAACAAAUCAUACACCAAAUGACUUAUACCUGCACUUAA